UGAGUACUGUGCGGAAUUACAAACUACGUUGGCCUUGAAUAACGUUUUAUCAUUGUAGCUGACGUCAUUUCGUGAUGGAACCUCCCAAAUAUAAUACUGAACGCUAACAUCUAGCUCUAAAUCCUAUUUCUAAUUCCUCACACUUAGUUCUAACCUUUUAACCCUAGUAAAUAGUUGUUUAUCGUCAAGGUCACUUUGGCAUCGUCCAUAGGUCGUCUGACCUCUGGAGAGUUAUAGUAUGAAAGAUGAUACGAAGAAUUUAAUUGCUGGAAGCUUGUCCGGCUUUACUGUCCGGUUUCUUACGCAACCAUUAGAUGUUAUAAAGAUUCGCUUUCAGUUACAAGUGGAAGAUAUCAAGCCCUCAGGAAAAUCAUAUUACACGGGCCUGCUUCAAGCAUUUAUUCGUAUUUAUAAAGAAGAAGGUGUAUAUGGUUUGUGGAAGGGUCAUGUGCCCGCACAAUUUCUUUCUGUUACCUUUUGCGGAGCGCAAUUUGGGAGUUUUUAUGCCAUUGAAAAUUUACUAGUUAACCAAAUAAAUCUUAGCUCAUCAUCGGCAUGGGUUCACGAUUUGAUCGCUGGCAGUGUAACUGGCGUGAUUGCAUCUACACUAAGUGAACCAUUAGACGUCAUGAGGACACGACUUAUAGCUCAGGGUAAAAAUCAGAUUUAUUCAGGCUUCUUGUUUGGCAUGUGUCGUCUUCUUCAUGAAGAAGGAUUACUUGGUUUUUGGCGAGGACUUGGACCAUGUCUUAUAUCAGUGGUACCACAAACAACUGUAUAUUUUACAACUUAUGAACAGUUGAAACGAUCUCUUGUUGUAUUCGAAUCAAAAGUCAAUGUCUCUACAACGGAUAAAUCUGCUUCGUUAGAUAAUGAUGCCAGUCACCAAUCAUCACAAACUGAUCAUCGUCAUAGCCAUCAGUUGAAUUGGCAUUUUCCACUUUGGGCAGGUGGAUUUUCUGGUCUCUUAGCUAAAACAAUUGUGUAUCCGCUUGAUUUGGCUAAAAAACGUUUAGAAAUACGUGGAUUCGAAAAAGCCCGUUCAACAUUCGGUGAAUUGCCUAAAGAUUAUACACCAUCCACAUAUAAAAAUAUUAAUUUGAAACAGCUGAAUCGAAGUCAGUUUUUUGCUUCAUUCUCUUGUUUGAAAGAUAUUGUUAAAGAACAUGGUAUUCGUGGAUUGUAUAAAGGUUGGAUACCAUCAGCUUUAAAGGCUACAUUAACAACAGGUUUAAUGUUUUGGUUUUAUGAACGAUAUAGUUGUCUGUUAUCUUAUUAUUGUUAACUUCAAGUAAUCAGAAAUCAUGAUGGCUUGUGAAUCAACAUCUGCUUCGGAAUUUCCGGAGUCUAAAAGAGACAACAUGUAAUUUCACUGGGUCAUUUUAUUAGAUCAUCUAAAACAUUUCUCAUCCCCUGAGAGGUGGUCUAUUUAACCAAGAUAGCUUACUUCUUUCUAAUCAGUGAAUAUAUUAAGGAUGUACCCUAUGUGUUGUUGUCCAAUCCAAGUGAAAAAAAGAAGGAAAUUUUAUACCAGUUCCAACUGUCCGUCAGAAAAAAUCGUUUUCUUCUACAAGUGAAUAAGUAACACGCACUUGUACAAAUCAUUUAUCAUCUAUAUUCACCGACUAUAUAUCUAUAUCUAUCUGCUAUCUGAUAUUUUGUUUAUUUGUACACUGACAUUUUGCAAUAAAACUGGUAUUAGUUUUCAAUGCCAUUGUACAAAUUAUUAUUGUCUGACCGUAAUCAAUAAAUAAAUUUAAGACAAGAAUACAUUAAAGAUUUGAUAUUCCCAAUGGAUCGUACUAAAGUAAGUAUGUAGAGUCUAGUUUAAACUGAUGACACAAAAUAUCAUAAUGAAAAUGAGAAAAGUAGCUUGUCUGAGUUGUUAUGAAAUAUUUUUUGUCUUGCUGAUUCUAUGUAAAUUACCUUCCGACCCCAGGGGUGAUUAUCUAUCUAUCUAUCUCCAUAUAUAUUUAUAUAUAUAUAUAUAUAUAUAUAUAUAACAUAAAAGAAAUGAUACUAUAGCAAAAACAAGUUGAAACAAGCAAGUUUAAUAUCAAUAACAAUUGAUUAAAUCAGUCUGUUCUUCAAUGAAUGAAGUAUGUUUGAAUAUAGCGAAUUUCAAUUCACACAGCUAUACAGUCUGAAUAAAUCUUAUUUGAAAAUUUUUGUGACCAAUUAUCCAAACUCUAUUGAUUAUUUCUGUUUCGUAAUUUUAGGCGGUUCGAAAAACUUGAUUUUGUACACUCCUCAAAGGGUUGCUGGAAAAUACUUGGUUUCAUGUAUCACAAUAGCUAUUGAUUUUUAACGAUCACUUCAUGUACUCAUCUACUGCAUUGCAGUUAGAUUAACUGUGGUGCUGUGGUGCGAACUACUUAUAAGUAGUAUA
Messenger RNA from Schistosoma turkestanicum, 2389 nucleotides. NCBI's taxonomy places the organism in Eukaryota, Metazoa, Platyhelminthes, Trematoda, Strigeidida, Schistosomatidae. The record is from the annotation of a GenBank genome assembly.